Jatropha curcas is the source of this 1205-nucleotide messenger RNA. RefSeq names its product high mobility group B protein 10. NCBI's taxonomy places the organism in Eukaryota, Viridiplantae, Streptophyta, Magnoliopsida, Malpighiales, Euphorbiaceae. Gene Ontology annotation, molecular function: DNA binding. The record is from RefSeq and is a predicted model, not a curated record.
UGAAAAGGAAAAACAAAAUCUAUUAGGCUAAAUCUUUCUUUACCUCCCUUGUCUUGACCAAAAAAUGUCGACCCAUAACCCAAUUGCUACAGUUAUUUCACCUCAACAACAGAUACAGAGCGAGACAAGCAACGGUCAAUCCUUCAGGUCGUACCCUCCAGCAACGGCCCAGUAUCAGGAUGUUGUUCAAAGUUCAGACCUUUUCUGGGAAAAGCUCAAAGCUUUUCACAAAUCCUUUGGCACCAAAUUCGUGGUUCCUACUGUGGGAGGAAAGGGUCUUGAUCUUCAUCAUCUUUUUGUGGAGGUGACAUCUCGUGGUGGCCUUGAGAAGGUAGUUAGAGAUCGGAAAUGGAAGGAAGUGAUUGCAGCCUUCAAGUUUCCAUCAACAAUUACCAGUGCAUCUUUUGUCUUGAGGAAGUAUUACCUUUCAUUGCUUUACCACUUUGAGCAGGCCUAUUUCUUUCAAAAACAAGCCCCUUCAGUCUCAAUGCCUGAUUCUGUAAAUGGGAAUCUUAUUGAUGGAUCUGCAGCUCUAGAAAAAGGUGUGGCUGUGAACCAGUUCUCAGGAAGUCUGGAAUUGCAGCUUGGCUCUUCAGUGAGUGGAACCAUUGAUGGAAAAUUUGAUAAUGGAUAUCUGGUUACUGUGAGCUUGGGUUCUGAUCAACUGAAAGGUGUUCUAUAUCACAGUCCUCAUGCAUUUCACACAUCUCAGAGUUCUCAUACUUCAGAUUUACCUCCUCGUCGGCACCGGAAGAAAUCGCGGUUGUUGUUACGUGAUCCUUCUCAGACUAAGUCAAAUAGGAGCAGCUAUAAUUUCUCCUUUGCUGAACAGUAUACCCGGACAAAACCUCUACACUAUUCGGACGAGACAACUAUUAACAAGAAGAUUGGGCAUAUAUGGAACAACCUCACAGAGAAUGAAAAACAGAUUUAUCAGGAGAAAGGUUUGAAGGAGAAGGAGAAGGAGAGAUACAAGAGUGAAAUGUUGGAACAUAGAUCAUCUUCUUAUGUAUAGUGGCUUACAAUGUUCUAGUUAGGACACUAAUUUUCUAUCUUAGCUUCAAAUUGUUGUUGUGUUGUUGUUGCUGGUCAAUUUUGUUCUAAUCAAAGAUUUAUCUGACAGAUGUGAUAUCUUGACAAGUUUUGGACCUGAAAAGCUGUUCACUUAUCUGCUGAAUUUUAUUUAUUUAGACUUGUAUGGGUAA